UCGCUGUCGUCAGGCCGGGACUUCGGGUUAAAUCUCGCGAAAUUUGGUCUCUCGUCUUCUGCUUGAGUCCGGAACCGAUCAGAUUUCUCAUUUUGAAUCUCCAUUGUGUUCUGAAGGGGCUAUUUCCCAUUGAAAUGUGUUAAUCUCCGCGCAAAAUCGGCCGUGAAGAAGCAGGUGCCAUAGUAGAGGAGUCUCCACUCCACUGGAACUUCACUUUUGCCCAUUUUUGUCGUGCGUAGCACCCCCAAAAACAUUUUAUUCAAUCUCAACAUGAUUCGGUUCAUUUUAUUACCCGUCUUAAUUGCUUUAUUUGCCAACGUUCGAGUGACUAGUCAGGAAUCGCACAGCGAAACUCAUGACCUUUUGGCCUUGACUGUGGCCACCGAUGAGACUGAUGGAUUCAGGCGUUUUCUCCGCUCGGCCAAGGUGUACGACAUCCCUGUCACAGUCCUGGGCCAAAAUGAAGCUUGGGUUGGCGGAGACAUGCAUUAUGCUGGUGGUGGACAAAAAGUCGAGCUGCUGAAAAAUGAGCUGGAAAAAUACAAGAAUGAUAAAAAUAAAAUCGUUCUCUUCACCGACAGCUAUGAUGUGAUUUUCCUGGCUGGCGUGGAUAAAAUUUUAAAUCAAUUUGAGAAAAGCGGCGCCAAAAUCCUGUUUUCGGCAGAAGGCUUUUGCUGGCCUGACAAGAAUCUUGCUUCUAAAUAUCCUAACGUGCUACUUGGAAAGCGUUUCCUCAAUUCUGGUGGUUUUAUUGGCUAUGCGCCUGAAGUUUAUCAACUCGUGUCUACUUGGAAAGGCACGGCCAAGGAUGAUGAUCAACUGUUUUACACCGAGCGCUAUCUGGACGAUGACGUACGGGCUGCACUUAAGAUGAAGCUGGACCACAAGGGAGAAAUCUUCCAGAAUCUGAAUGGAGCUGUUGGCGAUAUUGAGUUGGAGUUCUCAGACGAGGAUGGUGCCAUCAUCAACAACGUUGUGUACAAGACAAAGCCACUUAUUGUCCAUGGAAAUGGCCCAGCCAAACAGGCUUUGAACACGCUAGGAAAUUAUCUCGCCAAGAGCUGGGACCCAAAAACUGGUUGCACUACCUGCGAAACAAACUUGAGGGAGCUCCCAAAGGAUGGAAAACCUUGGCCUGUGGUGUUGGUUAGCAUUUUCAUUGGGCAACCGACCCCAUUUUUGGAGGAAUUUAUCAACAAAAUUGUUGCUCUGGAUUAUCCUAAAUCUGCCAUCCACCUUUUCAUUCACAACAAGGCUGAGUACCACGCCAAACAACUAUCCAAAUUUGUUACUGAACAUGGAUCAGAUUACCAAAGUGUUGAAUUUAUAGAACACAUUGAGGAUACCUGCGAGGAGAGUGGCAGAAACAAGGCUAUCUCGCAUUGUGUAGGUCUGAACUGUGAAUACCUCUUUGUGGUUGAUUCCAUUGCCCACCUGGACAACAAGGAGACUUUGAAGAACUUGAUUGAGCAGAACAGACCGGUGAUUGCUCCUCUUCUCACAAGGCACAAAAAGGCUUGGUCCAACUUCUGGGGAGCGUUAAACUCUGACGGCUAUUACGCAAGGUCGGCCGAUUAUCUGCAAAUCGUCGAAGGGGAGCGCAAAGGAGUGUGGAAUGUGCCGCACAUCAGCGCCUGCUACCUGGUGCAGGGUUCCAUCCUGGCGGACGAGCACCUGCGUCCCACCUACACCAGCUCGCGCGGCGUCGACCCGGACAUGGCCUUCUGCGAGUCUCUCCGCCACAAUGAUAUCUUCAUGUUUGUGGACAACCUGAAGGACUUUGGGCAUUUGAUACAUGCGGACAACUUUGACACCUCGCAUAUGCAUAACGAGCUGUACCAAAUUUUUGACAACCAGUGGGACUUUGAACAACGCUACAUUCACCCAAACUAUACUGCAUGCUUCAAUCCUAACCACACUAAUCUUCAGCCGUGUCCUGAUGUUUAUUGGUUCCCAAUUGUUACCCCGAGAUAUUGCGACGAACUUGUGGCUGAGAUGGAAAAUUUCGGCCAAUGGUCUGAAGGAAAGAACAGCGACCCUCGUCUGGACGGCGGGUACGAAAACGUGCCCACCCGUGACAUCCACAUGAAGCAGGUGGGAAUGGAGCAGCACUGGCUGGAGUUCCUCAGGGUAUACGUCAGGCCUGUGCAGGAGCUAGUGUUUCACGGAUAUGUCCACGACCCUCCUCGAGCCAUCAUGAACUUUGUUGUUCGUUAUCGGCCUGAUGAGCAGCCGUUCCUUCGUCCCCAUCACGAUUCCUCCACUUACACAAUCAACAUCGCGUUGAACACCCCAAAUGUGGAUUUUGAGGGCGGUGGCUGCCGUUUCAUCCGGUACAACUGUUCCGUGGUGGACACUCGAAAGGGUUGGAUGCUGAUGCACCCUGGCAGGCUGACCCACUACCACGAAGGUCUUUAUGUCACAAAAGGCACCAGAUACAUUAUGGUCUCUUUCGUGGACCCUUAAAGCGCUUGCUGAAUGUGGAUAAGUGCAAUCAACAGCUUCCAUUUUUUAGAGUCUAGCUUUUUAAGCAAUCUGCAUUUACUUAUGUACAUAAUCUCAGCAGCUAUAGUUGCUAAAAUGAGCAAAUAACCGCGAUUAUGUCGCCUGUCUCUCUAUACAUGACUAAUCUGUGUUGAAAUUCCAGUCUUGAAAUGUUAGGCUGACUCCAAAAGUCACAUAUAUGUAGGCCAACUAACUUUUCAGUUCCUUUUUACUUUACACUGUUUUGAUAUUUUCUUGUAGGUGGAAAAUCACGAAUAAAUGUGAAUUUCAUCUAAUAA
This is a messenger RNA of Cloeon dipterum, 2783 nucleotides long. It is a transcript of the gene Plod, whose product is annotated as procollagen lysyl hydroxylase. Gene Ontology annotation, biological process: peptidyl-lysine hydroxylation. Gene Ontology annotation, molecular function: procollagen-lysine 5-dioxygenase activity; iron ion binding; L-ascorbic acid binding. Gene Ontology annotation, cellular component: endoplasmic reticulum. NCBI's taxonomy places the organism in Eukaryota, Metazoa, Arthropoda, Insecta, Ephemeroptera, Baetidae. The transcript is spliced from 15 exons. Bases 271 to 2466 code for a protein of 731 amino acids. The record is from RefSeq and is a predicted model, not a curated record.